Entrophospora candida is the source of this 3363-nucleotide messenger RNA. The record is from the annotation of a GenBank genome assembly. NCBI's taxonomy places the organism in Eukaryota, Fungi, Glomeromycota, Glomeromycetes, Entrophosporales, Entrophosporaceae.
AUGUCUGUAAAACUCUUUGUUGGAGGUCUAUCUUGGGAUACUGAUGACCGUGCUCUCAAAAGUAAAUUCGAAGAAUAUGGGACAGUUGAAGAUGCUGUAGUCAUUCGUGAUCGUGAAAAUGGACGUAGUCGUGGAUUUGGAUUUGUUACUUAUUACAAGGAAGAAGAAGCUGAACUAGCAAUCAGAAAUUUAAAUGAAAAGGAAUUCGAUGGUCGUACUAUCAAGGUUGAUCGUGCUUCUGAACACGAAUUUUCAAUUGAAGCAAUUCAAGAAGAAAUUAAUAGAAUGGGUUCAAGUUUAAAAAAGAAUCAUCAUUCGCCUAGUUUUUCCUCGAAUAAUUCUUUAUCGAAUCUAUCAUCCCAACAAUUAUUUGUUCGACAAUCAAGAUCAAAAUCUAAUUCAUUGUUAAACAAUAAUGAUCAUACAUUAUUACCACCUUUAUCACCUAUAAGUUCUAAGCCUUUACAAAUCAAUGGCUUAACAAUAGAAUUGCCUGCUAACAAGAGUGCUACAUCUAAUAAUAAUAAUUCACCGUCCUCGUCAUCUUCACCAACGUUAUCAUCUUUAAUAGACCACUCCGCCCCCUCCGUAUUAUUGUCACGUCUAUCACCUAUUCCAGAAAUGUUUAAUUCACAUUCUCCAAUUUCUUCUGUAGGAUGGCUUGAUGAAAGUAGUAGUGAUGAUGACAGUGAAGGUUCAACCACUAGUAGUGGUAGCGAUAGUAGCAUAACAGCAACUACCACCGCUACUACAACAGGAAAGAAAAUACGCAGAACUCCUACAACUGGUCAUAGAUUAAAUGGUAAAUCAUUAUCAUCCAAGAAAAAAAAAAUUCCUUUAUCAUCUUUGUCAACAUUGCCUCCACCAUUGCCACCAUUACCAUCAUCUGCAACUUCUUUAACAUUUCAAAAAAAAUCAUCAUCAACUACUACCGCAACUACAACCACUUUGUCCUCUUCACAUGACACUAAAGAUAUUGCUACUCUUGCUACUAAUAGGAGUGGCAACAAAGAUAAUUCAAUUAAUAGAAGAUCAAAUGAAGAUUUAAAACAACAACUUUAUCAUCGUCAUACAAAGUCUCAUAAUCAUCAGCACAGUUCACAACAAAGACAAAGAAGAAUGAGUGAUUCUUCAAUCGAGGAAUUAAAUAAUAUUGAUGAAAGAAACACCAAUAAUAAUAAUGUUGUUGCUGCAAAUAUAAACACUAGUACUACCAACAUUGUUAGACACCGCAGAUCAAUUGAUAAUAUCAAUCCUAGUAACAAUGUCAUUAGCACUAGUAAGAAACAAAAAGAACCUAAUAAUAAUGCUGUUUAUAAUCAUCAUCACCAAAGAGGCCAUGAAAGGUCAACUAGACCAAAGGAAACUACGAUGGAUGAACGUGGCCCUAGAGAACCAUUAAUAACGAAUGUUGAAGAACAACAACAACGCGGACGUGGCAAGUCUAGAACUAGAGAACCAUUAAUAACUAGCGUUGAAGAACAACAACGCGGACGUGGCAAGUCUAGAACUAGAGAACCAUUAAUAACUAGCGUUGAAGAACAACAACGCGGACGUGCCAAAUCUAAAGCUAAAGAACCAUUAAUAAAUAGCAUUGAAGAACAACAGCGCGGACGUGCCAAGUCUAGAAAUAGAGAACCGUUAAUAACUACUAAUGUUGAAGAAUCACCAUCACAACAACGUGAAACACGUGCUAAAUCUAAAACAAGAGAAUCUAAAAACGGAAAGCAGAAAUCUAAAGGACGGUCAAAAGAUUUUGAUUUUGCUGAUCAAGAUAAACAUCCAUUACCUCGUCGUGACAAAACGAAAUAUUCGGAAAAUUCAACACAUGUUGAAAAUAGUGAAUUCAAGCUUACAGCACAAAUAUAUAUUGAAGAAACACAUCAAUCCAAAAAAAUAUCACUAACAUCUGAAAUGACAGCUUUGGAUGUAUUGAAUUCAUUGCGUAAUAAUCAAUCAAUUAGUGAUGAUGAUUCAUGGACAAUAUUUGAACUAAUUAAUGAAUUUGGAUUAGAACGUCCAAUAAGGGAUUGGGAAUAUUUAUCAAGAAUUAUUGAAACUUGGGAUUAUGAUAGAAAGUAUGCAUUUGCUCUAAAGAAAUAUCCAUAUAGAAAUGCAUUAACAAUUGAUGGGUUCAAUAACGCUGUUCCGCCAAUGUUUGGUUUCUUACAUAUGGAAGUAAAGAAAAAUAAAUGGCAAAAAAGAUAUUUUCAUGUUAAAGAUGGUUCUUUAUAUUACAAUAAUAAUGGCAAAGAUACUAAAUCAAAAACCAGUGACAAUUUUUUAUGUACAAUGGCAAAUUUCGACGUUUAUUCGCUAGUAAAAUCGUGUAACAGGAAACCACCAACAAAAUUUGUUUUUGCAUUAAAAUCUCAAGAUAAAAUAACAAUGUUUGAAAAUCCUGAAAAUGAUUAUAUUAAAUAUUUAUGUGCUGAUCAUUACGAUAAAAUGAAAGAUUGGGUAUUAAGUAUUAGUACUGCUAAGAAUAAUUUGAUGCUUGCUGAAAAUCCCGAAUUGUUCUUAAAAAUGGGCUUUAAAGAUGAUAGUAAUAAAGAUAAAAUAAUUACUGAAAAAUCAGAUUCAUCAUUAUCACAGUCUUUUCAGCAACAACAAAACGUUCGCAGUAAUCAUCUUGGAAAACCUAAUUCUGAAGUAAUGUUUAAAGAAGGUUCUUUACUGGGUUCUAGUGAUAAAAAUUUAUCAGCACCAAAUGCUUCUAGUACUACCACUAUUAUAUCAUUUGUUAAAGGAUCAUUGUUGGAUACAAAUGAAGCUUUACUUGAAGAAGUUAAAGAACGAGAAAAAAUGCGUAGAGCAUUAAAUGGAUCAGGAUAUGUAAAAGAUUCAAUGAAUAAUAUCACGUACAUUAAUAUUGGUGAAUCUAUAAAAUUUAAUAAAGGUUCUUUAUUAGAUAAAAAUCGAGAAAUUGUUGAAUCAUCGUCAACUAAUAACACAGAUGGUGCUAGUUUUGGUAAUGGUAGCGCUAAUAAUAAUAACAUGACUGAUCAAUUGAUUCAUAUUGAUGAAGGAAUAAAAUUUAAUAAAGGGUCGUUACUUGAAGAAAAUCAAGAAAAGAAACUUAGUAAAAAAUCAAUGAAAACAGUCGGUGAAAUAGAUCUUAAACUUGAUGCGCAACAUACAUUAGCGUUAAGAAAUACAAAUAUACAACCUUUAUUAAGUUUUGUACCUAGUGAAAACAAAGAAAUAGAAAUGGCAAAAUCACCAAGAAGAUUUUUAUUUGGCGUGAUUGGGAAGAAUCGUAAUAAUAAUAGUAAUAAGAAUGAUAAUGAUAAUAAAUUAAGCGAUAAUGAAUAUAAUACCGAAGAGGAAGAAGAGGAACCAAAAAGUUAUUUUGAUUUUUAA